Messenger RNA from Vicia faba (fava bean), 1887 nucleotides. NCBI's taxonomy places the organism in Eukaryota, Viridiplantae, Streptophyta, Magnoliopsida, Fabales, Fabaceae. The record is from the annotation of a GenBank genome assembly.
AUGUUUCCUACAUUUUCAUUUUGGUUUCUUUUACUCCUUAUUUUCAACUUCUGGCCGAAAACAAUUGCAUUCACCUUAGGAAACCAGACUGAUCAUUUAGCAUUGCUCAAAUUCAAGCAAUUAAUAACCAAUGACCCAUAUGGAAUCCUUGAUUCUUGGAAUGGAAAAAAUAUGUUAGAGGGAACUAUUCCUUCAAGUAUAGGGAACUGCCAAAACAUACAAAUGUUAGACCUUUCAAAAAACAACCUUAGAGGAGUCAUACCCCCAGAGGUCUUCAGCAUUUCAUCUUUAACAAUAGGAUUGUUCUUAUCACAAAACUUUUUGAGUGGCAGCCUACCUGAUGAACUCGGUCAUCUACAAAAUAUUGUGACGAUCGAUGUCUCUAAAAAUCGUUUGUCUGGUAAAAUUCCUAUAACCGUGGGGAAAUGCAUAUGCUUAGAAUACCUUAUUUUGGCAGGGAAUUCAUUCAAUGGAAGCAUACCUUACUCUUUAGAAUCUCUCAAAGUUCUUAAAGUGUUGGAUCUUUCUAGAAAUCAACUAUCUGGGUUGAUUCCAAAAGCUUUGCAAAAUAUUCCUUUCUUUGAAUAUUUCAAUGUAUCGUUCAACAUGUUGGAAGGAGAGGUACCAACUAAAGGUGUCUUUAGAAAUGCAAGUGCAUUUACAGUGAUUGGAAACAAUAAGCUUUGUGGAGGAAUUUUGGAGUUACAUCUACCACCAUGCCCUAUUAAAGGUACAAAACACUAUAAUUUGAAGUUGAUGGUAGGGAUAGUUAGUGUAGUUUCUUUUCUUUUCAUUAUGCUAUCUAUUCCGACAAUCUAUUGGAGGAGGGGAACGAUAAAAAAACCAUCUUUUGAUUCACCAAUAAUUGAUCAGAUGAUUAAGGUUUCGUACCAAAACCUACACAGGGCAACCAAUGGGUUCUCGAAAAGCAACUUGAUAGGAUCUGGAAAUUUUGGUUCUGUCUACAAAGGAACACUUGAGUCGAUAGAAGGAUUUGUUGCCAUAAAAGUCCUAAACCUUACAAAGAAGGGAUCUCACAAGAGUUUCAUUGCUGAAUGUAACGCGCUAAAACAUAUUAGACACCGGAAUCUAGUAAAAAUUCUGACAUGCUGUUCCAGCACAGAUUAUAAAGGAGGUGAGUUUAAAGCUCUUGCAUUUGAGUACAUGAGAAAUGGAAACUUAGAAAGUUGGUUGCAUCCCACAACAGAAAUGACAGAUGAGCCCAGAUCAUUAAAUCUAGAGCAAAGGUUCAAUAUUAUUAUUGAUGUUGCGUCAGCGUUUUGUUAUCUUCACUACGAAUGCGAGCAACCUGUCAUUCAUUGUGAUUUAAAGCCAGCAAAUGUUCUUCUUAAUGACUCCCUGGUAGCACAAGUGAGUGAUUUUGGCUUAGCAAGGUUGGUCUCAAGUGCCGGUAUCUCUCUGAAGCAAAGUAGCACAAUUGGAGUGAUGGGGACAGUUGGCUAUGCACCCCUAGAGUACGGAAUGGGUUUGGAAGUGUCGAUUGAAGGCGACACGUAUAGUUUUGGAAUACUGAUAUUAGAAAUGUUAACUGGAAGGAGACCCACAGACGAAAUGUUUAAAGAUGAUCAUAAUCUCCAUAAUUAUGUGAAGCACUCAAUUCCAAAUCACCUUUUCCAGAUUGUGGACCGGUCUAUUCUCCCCAUUGAAUUAGAAAAUAAUAGUGAGAAUGGGAACUCUUGUAGUAUAGAUCCUAAUGUAGAAAAAUAUCUACUUUCAAUAUUUAGGAUUGCACUUUCUUGUUCAGUGGAAUCACCAAAAGAAAGAAUGAACAUGGUCGAUGUUAUAAGGGAACUCAACAUCAUUAAAAGUUUCUUUCCUACCAAGGUUCAACGAAGGCAUGGUGCAUUACAACCACAAAUCACAUGA